Messenger RNA from Closterium sp. NIES-65, 738 nucleotides. The record is from the annotation of a GenBank genome assembly. Lineage: Eukaryota; Viridiplantae; Streptophyta; Zygnematophyceae; Desmidiales; Closteriaceae.
AUGUGUGCGGCCACCCACGCUGCACCAGCCCCUGGAGCAGCCACAGCCGCCCCAGCAGCAGCCCCUGCAGGAGCCGCCGCAGCAGCAGCAGCAGCUCCAGGAGCAGCCGCCCCAGCAGCAGCCCCUGGAGGAGCCGCCGCAGCAGCAGCAGCAGCCCCAGCAGCAGCAGCCACUGGAGCAGCCGCACCGGCAGGAGCCGCCCCAGCAGCAGCAGCCCCAGGAGCAGCCGCCCCAGCAGCAGCAGCCCCGGGAACUGCCGCCCCAGCAGCAGCUGCCUCUGAAGCGGCCACCCCAGCAGCAGCCACUGGAGCAGCCGCACCAGCAGGAGCCGCCCCAGCAGCAGCAGCCCCGGGAACUGCCGCCCCAGCAGCAGCUGCCUCUGAAGCGGCCACCCCAGCAGCAGCCACUGGAGCAGCCGCACCAGCAGGAGCCGCCCCAGCAGCAGCAGCCCCCGGAACUGCCGCCCCAGCAGCAGCUGCCUCUGAAGCGGCCACCCCAGCAGCAGCAACCUCUGGAGCCGCUGCUACUGCAGCAGCCGCCCCAGCAGCAGCAGUCCCUGGAGCCGCCCCAGCAGCAGCAGCCCCGGGAGCAGCCGCCCCAGCAGCAGCUGCCUCUGGAGCGGCCACCCCAGCAGCAGCAGCACAUGGAGCAGCAGCAGCAGCAGCAGCCGCCCCAGCAGCAGCCGCCCCUGGCCCCUGCAGCAGCCGCUCAUGGACCAGGUGCAGCCGUGGGGGGUGA